CUCAGAUUUAAGUUAACUUAUAGGAAGAGACGCGGCAUUGAAUUUCUCACCCCCAAUCUGUUUUUUGGCAACCUCAAAAAUGCCGUGUUAUUCCGUUCCCCACCGUCAUGGCACAUCGGCGACUUACACAAGAUGGCUCCUCCGGAAGCGCCAUUUAUUGGUUUUUACAUCUUUCAUAAGCCGUGUCUACUAUUACGGGAUCCAGAAAUAAUUAAACAAAUCAUGAUCAAAGACUUCGAUACUUUCACCGAUCGCUACUUUGCUGGCUUCCAUCAGAAGGACAGUAUGGGCAUGAAAAAUUUGUUUGGCAUAAAGAAUCCGACCUGGAAAUAUGUGCGGUCUAAGAUCAACCCUACUUUAACGAAGAGCAAGUUGAAAAAUAUGUUUCCAUUGAUGAUAGAGAUUACAGAGCCAAUGAUGAAAUAUAUAAACGAUCAACUAAAUAAUCAAGAAACUGUAAAAGUGUUGGAUGCUCAAAAUAUUUAUUAUAAGUGUACAACUGAUCUGAUCGCUUCAAUCGCGUUCGGUACCUUGUACUAACCUGGCACAUACCCAAUAAAGCAUCCAGAAAAGCGCUAUCACCAUAAAGAUAACUACUAGAUUAAAGACUGAGACAUUAAAAAUCGCUUUUUUAUAAACUAAGUCAUAUACUAAAACACACGUUCAAACUGGCAAUAUAGUAAACAUACACAUAAUACACACUGAAAUGCAUGCACAAGAGAUAAAAUAAAGGAGCUGGUAAAUUAUUCGGUUUAGCGGCGCCAAGUUUUUGUAAUAAAAUAUUUAUUUG
Monomorium pharaonis (pharaoh ant) is the source of this 790-nucleotide messenger RNA. Its product is annotated as cytochrome P450 6k1-like. The transcript has a single exon. The annotation marks the transcript as partial. The record is from RefSeq and is a predicted model, not a curated record. NCBI's taxonomy places the organism in Eukaryota, Metazoa, Arthropoda, Insecta, Hymenoptera, Formicidae. Gene Ontology annotation, molecular function: monooxygenase activity; iron ion binding; oxidoreductase activity, acting on paired donors, with incorporation or reduction of molecular oxygen.